AUGACUUCCCCCUCUGGGCGACUCCAAGGACGUAUAGCAAUUGUCACGGGCAGUUCGUCUGGACUGGGCGCGGCGAUCUGUCUCGCCUUUGCCGCCGAAGGGGCCUCUGUAUUCUGCAUCGACAUGUACCCUACACCACGCAACGGGAUCAACCCCUCGACACUUCGCGCCGACGACUUCCACCACCGCGUGACGGGCCAACCCGGCACCCACGAACGAAUCCGCCAAUUCGGCGGCGAAGCGACAUACCACAAAGCUGACGUGACGAAGGCACGAGACAUGGAGCUCGCGGUCCGGGCCUGCGUCCAACGCUACAAGAGGGUGGACAUAAUGGUGAACAACGCUGGAGUCAGUGUAGAAAGCACACAUAUACGGCCCCUUCGAUGCCACGAGACGUCCGAAGAGGACUACGAUCGCACCAUGGCCGUCAAUGCCAAAGGCAUGUUCCUCGGCUGCAAAUACGUGCUGAAACAAAUGCUGGACGGACAGCCGCAAAUAUAUACAUCGCGCGGCUGGAUCAUUAACACCGCUAGUGUCCAGGGACUCGUUCCUUAUGUGGGAACUCCAAGCUACUGCGCAAGCAAAGGCGCGGCAGUCAUGUUGACAAAGCAAAUCGCCCUGGAUUACGCCAAGGACUUGAUCCAUUGUAACGCGUUGUGUCCGGGCUUUUUGGAGACGAGUAUGACGCAGAACCUGCAAGCGCAAAAGGACGUUCUCGAGGAGAUUCGAAGCAGACAUCCCUUCGGCGAUCGAUUGGGGAAGGUCGAGGAUGUUGCGAGGGCAGCGAUUUUUCUGGCGGGUGAUGAUGCUGCGUGGAUCACAGGCGUACCGUUGCCUGUGGAUGGAGCUUAUUUAUUGAGAUAG
This is a messenger RNA of Rhinocladiella mackenziei CBS 650.93, 864 nucleotides long. RefSeq lists its product as uncharacterized. The transcript has a single exon. Bases 1 to 864 code for a protein of 287 amino acids. The record is from RefSeq and is a predicted model, not a curated record. Gene Ontology annotation, molecular function: oxidoreductase activity, acting on the CH-OH group of donors, NAD or NADP as acceptor. Lineage: Eukaryota; Fungi; Ascomycota; Eurotiomycetes; Chaetothyriales; Herpotrichiellaceae.